GAGAUGAAGAAGGACGUGGACACGUACAUAGCUGAAGAACGUGCGGAGAUCAUCUCAAAAUAUGAGAAGGGCAGGCAAGAGGGCGUGCACAUUUACCCCUGGGAGGAUGCCGACUGCAGCAUCUACAAGGUCAUGGACCGCUUUGGCUUCCUGCAUGAGCAGGAGUUGCCUAUGCCAAGCGCGUUGGAAGAGAAGCAUAAGCUUCAAGAGAUUGAAAGGACAGAGAAAUGGGUGAAGAUGGUUAAGAAGUGGGAUAAGUACAGUAACAGUGACAAGAUGAUGAAGAGAGUUUAUAAGGGGAUUCCCCUGCAGCUGCGGGGGCAAGUCUGGGCCCUCCUUCUGGAGGUGAAUAAGGUUAAGAAAAGCAACGAGGGAAAGUACAAGAAAAUGAAAGAGCAAGCUAUAAAAUACUCAACAGAAAUCAAACAGAUCGACCUAGACGUCAACAGGACCUUUAGGAACCAUGUAAUGUUUAUGGAUCGCUUCGGAGUCAAACAACAAGCUCUGUUCCACGUGCUGGCGGCCUACUCAGUAUACAACACGGAGGUGAGCUACUGCCAGGGGAUGAGCCAGAUCGCAGCCAUGCUACUCAUGUACAUGAAUGAGGAGGAUGCGUUCUGGGCUCUGUCUCAGCUGCUGACCAAUCAGAAACAUGCCAUGCAUGGGUUCUUCAUUCCUGGAUUUCCCAAACUCCAACGCUUUCAGAAUCACCACGACCAAAUCCUGUCCAAGCUUCUCCCCAAGCUCAAGAGGCACUUGGAUAAGGAGCAGAUGUCCACUGGUAUAUACACCACCAAAUGGUUCCUACAGUGUUUCAUUGACAGGACUCCUUUCACUCUUACUCUGCGUCUUUGGGACAUUUACAUAUUGGAAGGAGAGAAAGUCCUCACUGCCAUGGCCUAUACUGCCCUCAAACUGCACAAAAAGCGUCUUCUGAAGAUGUCUCUGGAGGAUCUGCGAGAGUUUUUGCAGGAGAAAAUUUCCUCCUCUUUCAGCCUGAAUGAUGACAGUGUCAUUGAGCAGCUCCAGGCAGCAAUGACAGAGCUACGAAGAAUGAAACUGGAUCUCCCUCCUCCAGCAAAACCAGAUGAAUUUCCAAAGAAUCCUCUUGGCCUUGAACGUCCAGUGUUACUCAUCCCAGUUAGUUCUUCGGAGCCUACGCCCUCUCAAACGACCAAAGACAUUCCCCAGACCCACGGAGAGGAUGCAAAGAGUAAAAGCCAAACCCCAACGCCAUCUGUCCCCUCUCCACAGCAGGAGCGAGUAGACAACAAGGCUCAGCCCUCUCAGAGUGAUCUGCUCCUACCUAGGCCUGUAGACACAAGCUCUGUCAGUGGGACCCCAAGAAUGAGCAGGAAUGAACAGCUGCCAACUCUGUGUCUUCCGGAGCCCCUGCCUGCUAAGCAGGAAACCCUGUCCCAAGAGGGUGGAAGGCUGCAAAGGCUAUCACAAGGAGAUGGAGGUGACUGGCCUCCUCCGUACCUGCCUCCAGAGACAGACGUAUCCAGUGUGCACUCACUGAACCUGCCAGAGCUUCCACCACCACCCCCUCCUUUUCUGGAUCAAGCAUCAGGGGAAGACCUUUUACCCCAAGAGGAGGACCCACCUCCCUACCCGCCACCAGCCCAGCCUCUGGAUCUCAUCCUGGAGGACCCAACCGCGUCUCCGUCGUCUUACAGAGCCCACCGGCAGCUCAGCAAGUUCCCUGUUAAUCUCUACGUGCCCCCAGCCACCGGCGACCGCCGGCCCUCCAAUACUUCCCAUUACGACAACCUGUCCGAGGGGGACAUCGAGGAGGAUCAGAACGUGGAAAAGUUGCUGGAAAUGGCCGCCACUCUCCCUCAGAACCAAAGAUUCUCAGUUCUGCUCCCUCCACCACCUCCUCCUCCUCCAGAGAUAGUGGAAGACCCCAGUGUCCUCCCUCUUCCACCUCCACCUAUGUUCUUCUACACCCCAGAUUCAGGCCCCCUUCCUCCCCCUCCACCUCUGACGGAGUAUAAUGGACCGGACAGCUGGGUUACUUCUGACUCUGUGUUCUCACAACCUCCACCUAGCUUUGCCGACAGACUCUCCCCAAACCCUUCCCCAGUGCCGUCCCCUCGUCCACAGAAGACUCGACUAAACCAGAUUUACUCAGGCAGUUCAGAGAAGCUCUGUGGUGGGGAGGGAAAAGAAGGACAGGGCCAGUGGCGGCCCCUGAGAGCCCAACUCUUAAAACCAGCUGGACAGUCCACAGUCCCACAGGACUUUUACCGCAUGCAUGUCCCCAACCAUCAGACGUCAAAGUCUGUGACCUCCUAA
Chanos chanos (milkfish) is the source of this 2301-nucleotide messenger RNA. RefSeq names its product USP6 N-terminal-like protein. The record is from RefSeq and is a predicted model, not a curated record. Gene Ontology annotation, biological process: regulation of GTPase activity. Bases 4 to 2301 code for a protein of 765 amino acids. Gene Ontology annotation, molecular function: small GTPase binding; GTPase activator activity. The transcript has 13 exons. Lineage: Eukaryota; Metazoa; Chordata; Actinopteri; Gonorynchiformes; Chanidae.